Chelonoidis abingdonii (Abingdon island giant tortoise) is the source of this 772-nucleotide messenger RNA. It is a transcript of the gene FKBP11, whose product is annotated as FKBP prolyl isomerase 11. Gene Ontology annotation, molecular function: peptidyl-prolyl cis-trans isomerase activity. Gene Ontology annotation, biological process: protein peptidyl-prolyl isomerization. The record is from RefSeq and is a predicted model, not a curated record. Gene Ontology annotation, cellular component: endoplasmic reticulum. Lineage: Eukaryota; Metazoa; Chordata; Testudines; Testudinidae.
GCGCCCCCCGAGGACUGCCGCGCGCGCUCGGCGCUGGGCGACACGGUGCAGAUUCACUACACGGGCAGGUUGGAGGAUGGGCGGAUCAUCGGACACCCUCGCUCUCGCGGGGACCCCUGCAGGUGGAGCUGGGUAAAAGACAGGUGAUCCCUGGCUUGGAGCAAAGCUUGCUAGACAUGUGCGUUGGGGAGAAGCGGAGGGUGAUCAUCCCGCCUCAUCUGGCUUACGGCAAGCGAGGAUCCCCGCCUGCUGUCCCAGCUGAUGCCAUGCUGCAGUUCGAUGUGGAGCUGGUUGGCCUCUCCCGGGCCAGCCACUGGCAGAAGCUGACGAAUGACGUGCUGCCCCUGCUCUGCAUCGGGCUGAUCCCGGCUCUGCUGGGCCUGAUUGGCUACCACCUCUACCACAAGGCCAGCAGCUCCCAGGGGGCCAAGAAGAGGCUCAAGGAGGAGAAGAGAAACAAGGCCAAAAAGAAAUAAACCUCCUCCCCUCCCACAGAGUCAGCACCUGCUCUGUGGCUGCUUCUGUCAGGGUCCCUGGGGAAGAGGGAGUGGGGGAAGCCCUUUGCUCCCCUCUGAAGGGAGGCCAGAGCAGCAGGACCAGCUUGAACCUGACCAAGCCAGCUCCCAGGGCUUGGACAGGCAGGAGAGUGAAGGCAUCUCGCUCACAGUGGCCACCUGCCUCCCCUUUCCCAGGAUCAGGCAAUCCCAGGGCCGUGCUUCCCUGGGGCAGGGCCUGGGCUGGAGGCUGCAGAGCUGCACCAGGGUUACCAGCC